Molecule: messenger RNA, 4462 nt
Organism: Carassius auratus (goldfish)
Lineage: Eukaryota; Metazoa; Chordata; Actinopteri; Cypriniformes; Cyprinidae
Product: myosin-11-like
Exons: 15
Coding region: 306-4430 (1374 amino acids)
Cellular component (GO): Golgi apparatus
Source: RefSeq, a predicted model, not a curated record
UCUAAAGCAGCAAACGGCCAUUUAACAAGAAGAAGAACGUAUUAACGAGAGAUGUGUUUAUCAUAAUAUUGUUAACCGUAAUAGACAAUACGGUUAUAAAUUCGCUACCGUUUAAUACAACAUAUAUGUAUAUUUGUUAUGUACGAGUGUGAAGCGAUAUAAGUCAGUGUUGCAGGACAGUGGACCUUCAGGACCAGACUUGAAGAACCAUCCAGUGGGAUGACCGAGUUUGUGUAGUUUUGAUUUACUUUAUUUAAAACCUCCUGUCUAAGAUCUCCAGUCUUAGGCCAUAGGUUGUGUAAACAAUGUUGAGGUGGUUUUCAGCAGAUGAGUCCAGCUCUGCGCAUGGAGCUCCUGUCUCCCCGCAGGUGGACAUGGGCAGCGAAAUGAGAGUUGCUGAGAUCACUGAGCAGCUAACACAGAUGGAGGAACUUGUGGCCAAACUAAAAGAGUUGAUAAGGGAAAAGGAUGCAGCACUCAGCAGUAAAGAUAACCAAGCUAAGGAGCUGACAGAACAAAUGCAGCGCUUGCAGGGUGAGAAAGAAAACUUUCAGGCAAAGCUGGAGGCAGAACGUCACAUUACUCGGGCUCGGAUCAAGGAUCUACUGGAGAAACAUGAAGCAGAGUUGCUCAGUGCUGCUAAUAAACAUGAGACUGAGUUGUCAGAGAAGGAGCAGGCCUUACGCAGACAGCUUGAGACCCUUCAGCGCUCUAUAUCACAGCCCGCAGAUGCAUCAGCAAACCAAUCUACUUGCAUCACAGCUCAGAGAGUCACAGAGCUGCAAGCCCAAGUGAAGCUGAAAGAAGCAGAGGCCAGUAAAGCAGAAGCAAAGUUUUUAAAAAUGAAAGCAUGGUCCAAAUCUAGGAUCAGGCAGAUCGAGGAGGAACUCAAAAAAGUUAAGUCUGGAGUAUUCAGUCUCGACAUGUCCCCGAAUGUUACGUCCCUACAUAGUCGCAUUACUGAGUUGCAAGAGGAGAGAGAGGAAAUGCUCAGCAAACUGGAGCUGUAUGAAGAUAUGAAGGCAAAAAAUGAUUUUCUUGAGACAUCAAUAGAUGAACUGCAGAAGCAGCUUAUGGAAUAUAAAGAACAGCAGAGGAAGAUGCAGGCCGACUUGGAACAGGUGACCAAGAGAGCAGCAUCACAGGUGAGUGAGACAGGCAGCAUGGAUGAUGUUCAGGUGAUGGAGUGGCAAGAAAUGAUUACCAUGGUGACUGAGGCAGAAAGGGUUCGAGAUCAGAGUCAUGAGAAGAAUGUCAUGGCCUUCAGAUUGAGCCACAACGAGGAGGAGAGAGAGGAAUUAGCCAAUCGGCAAGAGGAAGUGGAGGAGGAGUUGGCCCAGGCCCGUGGACUCUGCACACAGAAAAGCAGGAAGCCCAAAUAUUUCACCCCACACAGCCUGCAGGAGGACUUGGAAUUUCAUAGUAGGCAAGACCCAAUAAGCCCCACUGAUUGCGAUGUUCUUGUAAAUGGAGAGAACAUGGGUGGAUGGUGGCCACAGCACAGUGCUGCAGAUACAGAUGGCUUGAGGUCUGUUGUUGUGGAGCUUGAACUCGAGAGAAACCAACUGCAGGAACAGAUUUUGGUCCUUGAGAAUCAGUGCCAAGAUCUAGAGGACCGUCUGCAACUUCAGGCUCGCAUUGAAUUACUACAGAAUGAAUCUGAGCGCCUGCAGGCACAGGUCGCCAACCUUCGCAGUCAGCAGAUAAAAGACACAGAAAAGCAUCAGCUACUCAUCGCCAGCUUGAACAAACAACUCAAAGGACUGAGCAGCACACAGGAGUGUCUGGAGUCCUCGCUGAUGGAAAAAGAGCAUACGCUUGCCAGAACCUCAGAGAAACUGGAGUUUAUUGAUGGUCUGAGAGAGGCUUUAGAGACGAAAGAAAAACAAAACCAAGAAACAACUGAAAAACUGCUUCAGACUGAACACAAUCUGGCUGAAGUUAUAAAGACAUGCAGCACCUUUGAGAAGGAAAACUCAGACAUGAAAGCAACCGUUGCAGAACUGACACUUAGACUCAGUGUGCUGAAAGAUAAGAUGCAGAAGCAAGAGACAACUAUAGAAUCAUUGCAGAAUGAUCUGGUUCAAACAAAUGAUGAUCUCGAUAGACUGAACGCUGCUCAUCUAGAAGAAAGAGCACAACUGGUUCAUGACUUGCAGAGCUGUGAGCGUGAAAUCGAUAGACUUCAAGAUGUCAUCACUGAUAAGGACAAAGAUAUAUUGGCACUAACAUCCAGUGCAGCAGAAUAUUCAGAGCAAAUUCAUGAACUAAAACAGGAAAUGAAGAUCAAAGAGAAUGUGCUGAGUAAAAUUGAACAGGAUGUUCAAAUCUUUAGAGACCCACAGCUUUCUGACCAACAGUUCUUUAAUGCCCUAAUACCUCAGCUGAUUGAACAGUUGAAGAGAACUGAAACUGAUCUAAAAGUAUCUAAAAAAAUUUUUGAAUUAAAGACUAAUGACAUUAAAGACUUAACCAAGCAAACAGAAGAGGACAAGAAAACAAUUCAGGAUCUCCGCAUGGAAAUACAGAAGCUGAAUAUGAAUCUCAAAGAACAGCUAUUGGAUAGAGAACAAGUGCAUGAAAAAGACUCUUUCCUGCAUGAACAUAAUAAGUUGCUUGAUGAAGUAAGCAAAUAUAAAAGUGAGCUUUUAAUGUUCACUAGAAAACUUGAGGACAAGGUUGAAUGUCAAGAACAGCUUAAGAAAGAUGUCCAAGAUAAGUCAAAGAUAAUAUCUGUAUUGGAACAUAAGCUGAAGAUUGUUCAAGAGGAGACAGUAGCUGAGAGAGAUAGACUUAACAAAGAACUUAAGAUUCUAAAUGAAGCCAAAGAAAACCUUGAGAAAGACUUGUCUGAUAAAAUUGAGAGUAUUCAAUCUGUGAAUAAUAACAAUCAGAAACUGAAGGAAUCGCUCGUGCAGACUUUGGAAGAGCUUGCAAGACAAAGGCAGCACCUGGAUAAUGCUAAGGAGCAAAUGCAAGCUAUGCAAGAUCAGAAUUGCAACUUGAUUUUAAAAGAUGAAAGUCUCACUAAUGAUAAUUGUCAAUUGAAGAGGGAAAUUGAGGCUAGCAUCCAGUCCCUGUCUGAUGUUUCAGAAGAAAAGAAAAGACUGGCAAGCAAGAUAUCUGAAGUUGAACAGCAGCUUUCAGAAAGUGUUAAAACAAUAGAAAACUUGCAAAUAGAUAAUGAAGAGCUAACACUCAAAGGAAAUGAACUGAAUAAAGAACUUGAGCAAAACAAACAGUCAUUGGCUAAUAUUAUUUUAGAAAAAGAUGGCAUUGUUAGACUCCAUGAGACACUGAGCAGGCAACAUCAACAAUUACAAGAAAUGUUUGAAGAGAAACAAAAAGAAGUGCUUACACUAGCCCAAGUUGUUUCUGAAAUGAAUAACAAGGUUGCAAAAACAUUUAAAGAAAAUGAAACACAUGCUUCUAAAAUUGCUAGUCUUGAUGAACAGAAUAAGUACCUCCAGAAACAAACAAAUGAACAGAUGAAGUCACUCACAGAAACAACCAAGGAGAGGGAGAUUCUACAAAACAAAAUCUUGACUUUUGAAACACAAGUUGUGGAAAACUGUAAAAUCAUAGAAUGCUUGCUUAAACAAAAGGAAGAUUUGAUUUUGCAAGUAGAGGAGCACAAAAAUAUAGAAAAGAAACUGCAGUCUGGAGCUGAGACCUUGCUAGAAAAGUCUUUAGAAUGUGCAGCCCUCUCUAAAUGCCUCAAGGAGUCCAAAGAGGAAGUAGAUCAUCUUAGGAGAGAACUUGAAUCCACCACUUCUCAAGUCCUUCAGUACAAACAUAUUGUUUUUGAAAAAGAAAAGACCUUAACAGAUCAAAGUACUCAAAUGGAAGCUUAUCAGCACCAACUCAAGCAAUUACAAGAUAGUCUUUCUAUUCUUCGAGAACAAGGUAAUAAUUAUAAAUCAGGUCUGACAGAGAAAGACACACUGAUGCAGAAAGAAUCAAAUUCAUGUUGUUUGCUACAAAACGAACUUAGUCAUGAACAAGAACUUGUUUUUAUCCUUCAACAAGAGAUGAGUUCUCUGAAAAUGGAGUAUUCCAGACUGAACCAGACUUCAGAAAUGAAAGAAAGUGCUUUAAGAGAGAAAAAUCUUGAAUGUCAGAAUCACUCAGAUGAAUUGUACAGAAGAAAUGAGUCUGUGCUGUCACUAACUAGUCAGCUUGGUAUUAUGAAUGAAAAUAUUGUGAAGCUUGAAUCUGACAAUGCACAUUUAAAAGGUAAUUUGGAGGAGCAUUUAGCAGAAAAUGUAAGAUUAAAAGAGGUGCUCAGACAGAAACAAAUAGAGGUUGUGGAAUAUCAAGAUAAUGCCCAGGCAAUAAAUGGACAAAACACUAUAAUUAAAUCUGAAUUGAGGAAUUCAAUGGCAGAAAUAUUUAGACAACAAGAGAUGACCACAUCCCUACGAAAGUAAUUGGAAAAUAAAAGUGUCGAACUGGCAUCUUU